Molecule: messenger RNA, 1539 nt
Organism: Plasmodium malariae
Lineage: Eukaryota; Apicomplexa; Aconoidasida; Haemosporida; Plasmodiidae
Product: conserved Plasmodium protein, unknown function
Exons: 1
Coding region: 1-1539 (512 amino acids)
Source: RefSeq, a predicted model, not a curated record
AUGAUUAAAUACGUAAAGCUACUUCCACUAAGUGGAGUAAUUUGCAAUAGUAAGAAAAAAUAUGCGCAAAGUAUAUUUGGUUCUUUUUUUUGUACACAAAGUAAUGAUUAUGUUCAUAAAAUAAUUUUGGAAAAUAAUUAUAAUAAUAUAAGAAAUUUAAAAAGUCAAGAACUUCGGGUACUUUCUGAAAAUUGCUGUGUUAAAAAAAUUAAUGAUGUUAUUAUAUGGAGUGAAAUAUCAAGAAAUGCCAUUGAAAAAUGCAAUGAGUUUAAGUAUUUUGAUGCUUUAUUAUUGUUGUCAUCCUUCGAAAAAAUGAAUAUUCUGGACAGACAUUUAUAUAAGAGUUUCUCAGAUGUUUUUAUAAAACAAAUAAAUCAUUUAGAGCCUAGACAUUUUAUACUGUUAAUAAAUUUAUAUUGUAAAGCUAAUAUUUUUCCUCGAAUAUUAUUUAUACAAGUAUUUCAUUCAAUUAUAAAAUAUUGCUCAAAAUUAUAUCCAGAGGAAUAUGUGGACAUGUUAACAUGUUUUGCCAACUUAAAAAUAGUAAACAAAGAUUUAAUAAAAACGUUAUGUAAAUCUAUAAUUAAAAAUAUUAAUCUUUUUGAUUAUCUUCAUUUAUGUUCCAUUGUUGGUUGUUUAAGAGCGUUAGAUAUAAAUGAUGAGGUAUUUUAUUAUGUAGUGGAUGAAAAACAAUUAAAAGAAUUAAAAUUAUUAACUGUUCAGGAAAUAUUUGAUCAUAUAAAAAAAAUAAAAUUAUUAACAUAUAGUUGGGAAUUAUAUGAAAAGGAUUUAAUUAAAGAAUUCUUAACAAGAAUUAAUGAAUUUAAAAAUGAAAAGGAUGUGAAUCAACUUGAUGAUCCUUUUAUUUGUUUAAAUUAUUUAAUUUCAAAAAAUUAUAUUAGUAACAACUAUUUAUUAGCCUUAAGCAAAUGGUGUGCUACUCAUGUCUAUGAAUAUCCAUCAAAAUCAGCCAAAAGACCUUUGUCUUAUCAGCUUAUAAAAUUGUAUGAAUUAAUGAAAGAAAAAGAGGUUGGGAAUUACGAUUUUAUUGAAAAGGCAAUUUACAGAUUUGUAAUAAGCAGAGGAGGAUUAGCAGUCAAUCGAGAUAAGAUGGUUAGGGCUGUGUCUUAUCAAAAAGGAAGGAAGUACGUAUUCACAUCAGACCCCCUUGCAGAUCAGGCCGUUAUAAGAAGUAGCGUGAAUUCUAACGCUUCCUAUAACGAUGAUCAUCACAUAGCUGACCAUAAUAAUGGCAAUUCCAUUAUAUAUGAUAAAUGUAGCAAUGAUGAAAAUUAUACCAAGUUAAAUGCUCAAGAUAAUAUUGUUGAAAAUACAAAGGACUAUUUUAAUAAGGAGGACUAUUAUGUACAACUUAAAGAACAUGAUAACAUAACAGAAAAACAAAGAAGAAUUAAUUUAAGUUUUGAAAAAAAAACAGAGAGAAAAAAAAAUACACAUUCCAACUCAAGAUAUUGCAAUUUUAAGCUACGCCAAAGACCAAAAAGAAUAAAAAAUAAAGCCCUUCCAGCGCAAGUAUAG